Messenger RNA from Cryptotermes secundus, 2308 nucleotides. RefSeq names its product suppressor of fused homolog (gene Su(fu)). Gene Ontology annotation, cellular component: cytoplasm; nucleus. Bases 126 to 1550 code for a protein of 474 amino acids. The transcript is spliced from 9 exons. NCBI's taxonomy places the organism in Eukaryota, Metazoa, Arthropoda, Insecta, Blattodea, Kalotermitidae. The record is from RefSeq and is a predicted model, not a curated record. Gene Ontology annotation, molecular function: transcription factor binding.
UGAAUCGCAAGUCUACGGCUGUUUACCUUCGCCAGGAUACGCGUAUUAACCGCGGUUUGCCAUCAUGGAAUUCUGACGACAGAGCCCUCUCAUGACACAAAUGAAAAAGCACUACCACGAGCAAAAUGGACGAGGAAGAAAGUCGUGGAUGUCGGAGUGUAUCAAUGUCUACAUUUCCACCAACUCCAUUAGGAUUAGAAGCCUUGUAUUCACUAUGUCGACGAAUAUAUCCAGAUCAAAUGAACCCACUUCAAGUGACUGCCUUAGUUAAAUAUUGGCUUGGAGGUCCAGAUCCUUUGGAUUAUAUCAGCAUGUAUACCAAUCCUGGAGAUCCUGAACGGAAUAUACCACCUCAUUGGCAUUACAUUAGCUUUGGCUUGUCAGAUUUACAUGGUGAUGGGAGAGUGCAUGAUGUAUCAGGGCCAGAAACACCAAGUGGUUUUGGUUUUGAGUUGACAUUCCGGCUGAAAAGUGAACCGGGGGAAACUGCUCCACCAACAUGGCCAGCUGCAGUUAUGCAAGCCCUUGCCAAGUAUGUGUUCCAGUCAGCCAAUACGCUAUGUGUAGGGGAUCAUGUCUCAUGGCACAGUGCGUUAGAUAAUAGUGAGUCACGUAUUCAACAUAUGCUGAUGACAGAGGACCCACAGUUAGGAACAGCACAUACACCAUUUGGAUCAGUGAAUUUUGUCCAGAUUGUGGGCAUUUGCACAGAGGAGCUGCAAGCAGCGCAGCACUGGAAUGGCCCCGGUGUUCUUGAGAUUCUUAAGAGGCUACCAGGUGCAGGGGGCCCAUGGUUAAUAACAGAUAUGCGCCGUGGUGAGAGCAUGUUGGAACUUGAUCUAGCAGCUCAGGAGGAGGUGGAGAGAGGAAUUGAGACUGAAGGAUCGAACCUUAGUGGUGUUAGUGCUCGGUGUUCAUGGGCUGAUGUUAAUGUGCAGCAGCUGACACCAGGAGCAGGACUUGGAAAAGGGGAAGGGGGUCUGUUACGAGAGGGUCCUGCAACCCGUCCUGAACCACUAGAUACUCCUCACCUAUCACAGCAGCAAAGCCAGCAAAUCAAAGCAGCCCUCAAGAAAGGUCUUCUCAAUACGAAACCUGUUCUUCCACCAAUCAGAAGAUGUACAGAUCUGGACAAUAAUGACAAUUCCUAUAAGAAAGAUUCCUAUGACAGUAGCUCAUCAAAUGAGUUUGGUGCGCUAGAAUCAACAGAACUUCUGCGGAGCAAGAGAUUGGAGGGCUUGCAUCUCACAUUCAACUUAGAAGCUGGGAGUUUGUUGCCCUUAGCAGUACGGGGUCGUGUAAAGCAUGGACGGCAUUUCACUUUCAAGUCUGUGCUAGGUGACACAGCCAUUACACUUGUUGCCCCAACAGUGACAGGCACACUCGUGGAUCCAGAACAUCCAUAUGUUGCUCAUGGACCAUGGCUUCAGGUUCUCAUUCCUGAUGAACUGGCACAGGCUAUGUCUGAGAGUUUUGAAGUUUUUAAUAAUCCAGAAGAGGUAAGUGGACGUUCUAAUUCUUCCAAAGACAUUUGUGUGGCCAGAUCAUAAGAUGGCCAUUACGGUUGUCGAAGACAAGAUAUGAUGUAGUGCAGUUAUGUGUGACAGAGACAUUAGUGUGCGAGUUUUCUGGCUGUUCAAAGCAUAUCACUAUUCAUCUUUAACCUUGAUUUACAAACACAUAAUAUUGUAACACAUGUUUGUGUGCCUGUGCAAUGAAACCUGUAUAUGAAGGUUUUAUUUAUUGCAGAAUUUUAAAGAUGUGAACCCAGAAAUGACUCUUAAUUCAUAUUAUACAACAAAGAGCUUCUCAGGUCAUAAAUCAUAUCAAGAUUAGAGACAGUUGUGUUUUUGAAAUUAGUUCUGCCCAGCUGAAGACUACUUUAUUGAAAUACAACACUGUGAAAGUUUUUUCUUAUAUACAGUGUAGUUCAUCUAAUUCUGAAAUUUUGAAAUUUCUUUGUAAGUACUAUGUAAACAGUAUUAAGGUGAGUCUGUUUAUAUUGCAGUGGCAAAUUAACAGAUGUCUCCAGUGUUGGUCUUCUCUGUUGAUGGUAGAAGGAGGUAUGAACUAUAGUUUGCUAGUAACAUGGAUGUAGGAACCCAAACAGAUAAUGAAAGAAUGGAUGUAAGUGUGCAUACAUGGAAGCAAACAUGAAUACUGUACAUUGAGUACAUACACACAAACAUCUCUUCAUACAAGAUAAAUGAAAUGGCAUGCUUAACCCUUUCACUGCUAGUAUGUUAAGUAGCUCUCAGUACCCUCUGUGCUGAAUUAUUUUUGAAUAAAUCUUUUAUAAAUAAUUUAA